Molecule: messenger RNA, 660 nt
Organism: Lepus europaeus (European hare)
Lineage: Eukaryota; Metazoa; Chordata; Mammalia; Lagomorpha; Leporidae
Product: ubiquitin-conjugating enzyme E2 L3
Exons: 1
Coding region: 18-482 (154 amino acids)
Source: RefSeq, a predicted model, not a curated record
GCAGCACCAGGUCCAAGAUGGCGGCCAGCAGGAGGCUGAUGAAGGAGCUUGAAGAGAUCCGCAAAUGUGGAAUGAAAAACUUCCGUAACAUCCAGGUUGAUGAAGCUAAUUUAUUGACUUGGCAAGGGCUUAUUGUUCCUGACAACCCUCCAUAUGACAAGGGAGCCUUCAGAAUCGAAAUCAACUUUCCAGCAGAGUACCCAUUCAAACCACCGAAGAUCACAUUUAAAACAAAGAUCUAUCACCCAAACAUUGAUGAAAAGGGGCAGGUCUGUCUGCCCGUAAUUAGUGCUGAAAACUGGAAGCCAGCAACCAAAACUGACCAAGUAAUCCAGUCCCUCAUAGCACUGGUGAACGACCCCCAGCCCGAGCACCCACUUCGGGCUGACCUAGCUGAAGAAUACUCUAAGGACCGUAAAAAAUUCUGUAAGAAUGCUGAAGAGUUUACAAAGAAAUAUGGGGAGAAGCGACCUGUGGACUAAAGUCUGCCACGGAUGAUUCCAGCCGACGUGAGCAGAGAGCCCGAGCAGCGCCCUCAGACACCCCGCAAAGCAGGACUCUGUGGAAAAUUGACACGUGCCACCGCUUGGCGUCCGCUCGUGGCAGUUACUAACUUUCUACAGUUUUCUUAAUCAAAAGCGGUCUAGGUAACCUGUAAAG